AAGUCCUGGAUGCAACACUGGAGGCAGGGGUACAAAGGAGUUUUUGUGAGUAAGAUGCUCAUCAAAUGCUCUGUCGACCAGGGUUGCAUUGCUUCUCAAUUUUCACAUGAUUUCUAGACAUUAGAGUCCUUUAACAGUCCAUCUGCGGUGUCCCCUCAGAGAGAACGAUGUACGUGGUGUGGUGAGGGAAGCAGGAAUUAUGAGGACAGAGUACCAGGUUAACACACAAAGAGCCCGUGUAGUCAUGGCAUCUGUAGGUGACAUCAAGGAGGCAACUUGUGCGUAGGGUUCUUUGCUGUAGAAGCCCUUGGAGGACGGAGAAUGUGUCUUCUAACUCAAGCGCUGGAUGCUCAACUCAGUAUCCUGUACAUGAGAGAGUCUUAGUGAGGAUGGCUGGACUGUGAUGAUCACACAGGGUUAAGAGCAAAACAAAAACAAAAACAAAGACCUCAAAGCCAUAAAUCUUUGAGUCCCUCCGGUUGGGCAAUCAGUACGGAUGUGACCAUAGACCAGAGCAUUUAUCUUCUUUUCCUUCUGCCAUUUCAUCACCGAGUGGUGGUCCCAGAUAAGAAGUGUCAACGACGUUCAUCACCGACCUAGAGCGUGUCUAGCUUAUUUAUCAUGGGGUAUCGAUACGCAGACAUUUUGUUUUGUGUGAAGAAUUCAGCCAUGAACAGAUGAAUUCCAGCUGGGAAGAACUAUUCUCCACCGAAUUGCAGGGACUUCUUGAAUGUUGUCAACAUUUGGAGGCAGCUGAAGGGGGGAGUUCGAUGUAGUGACAAAUGGCUCAAUGUUCAGAAUUUCUACGUAUGCUGGAAAGAUAAUUCAGUCCAACCUCUCAUUGAUCCAAAGAAUCUUGGAGUUACUGCCAAGGAGGAAAACCACAGAGUCUGCUUGAAAAUAUCCUUGGGACUGAAGGGGUUAACUGACUGUGUAAGCUUUGUCUUACGUCCAGUGGACUUGUGGUUUGCUGAUUAAAGACUCCGGUCAAUGAUUGUUAGAGACCUGUCAUUGAUAGCCGUGGCUAGCUGCCGCGUUUCACAAGCCCGCUGACUCCUUGGCGAGGCAGUUCCACAUUCCCUGUCCCUGUACCCAUCUCAGUCUGCCGAGGUCUGCCUGCCAAAGGAUCUGUCGGGCCCAUCAACAUGAGUGACGAAGACUACAGCACCAUCUAUGACACCGUCCAGAAGGAUAGGGUGUAUGAGGAUUCAGAGCAGCCAACAGAGCAUGGAGGCCCCCUGUAUGAUGACGUCCUUGAAGGUUUGAGGUCAGAAGACAAUUUAUAUAUCAAUGAGCUGGAAACCCAUGAAUAUGAUUUGGUGUCAGCUCUUGCAGUUGUGGAGGAGAAGGAUAGCUUGGCCUCUUUGCAACCAGAUACAGGAGAAUACCUUCUGCCUGAUGAUGUCCGUCCUGAGGUCCAGGAUCUUGAACCAGGUGAGCCCCAGGAGGACAGGGGCAUUUCAGUGGAAGAGUUAUGCUCACCAAUCCAGGACCAGGAGUCUGGCCCAGAGGAGCCCCAGGAGAACGGAGGUAGGAUGGAGGAAGACCUGCCUUCUCCCUCAAGCUACACCAUCCAGCGGAGCAGAGCCUCCUCCACCAGCGGGGAUUCCCUGACCAGCUCUUCUGCUGCUGAUGCGGAAGAAAACAAAUCAGCUUCCACGAGCCCCAAGAUUAACCUCUUCGUGAAGGCUGGCGUCGAUGGGGAGAGCAUCGGCAACUGCCCCUUCUCUCAGCGCCUCUUCAUGAUCCUCUGGCUGAAAGGAGUUGUGUUCAACGUCACCACCGUGGAUCUGAAAAGAAAGCCAGCCGACCUGCACAACCUCGCCCCCGGCACCCAUCCGCCCUUCCUGACCUUCAACGGGGAUGUGAAGACGGACGUCAAUAAGAUCGAGGAGUUCCUGGAGGAGACUUUGACCCCCGAAAAGUACCCCAGACUGGCCGCGAAGCACCGGGAGUCCAACACAGCGGGCAUCGACAUCUUCUCCAAGUUCUCUGCCUACAUCAAAAACACGAAGCAGCAGAGCAAUGCUGCCCUUGAGAGAGGCCUCACCAAGGCGCUGAAAAAACUGGAUGACUACCUGAACACGCCUCUGCCGGAGGAGAUUGAUGCCGACACCCGUGGGGACGAUGACAAGGGCUCCCGGCGCAAGUUCCUGGACGGAGACGAGCUGACUCUGGCUGACUGCAACCUGCUGCCCAAGCUCCACGUGGUCAAGAUUGUGGCCAAGAAGUACCGCAACUACGACUUCCCGGCCGAGAUGACGGGGCUGUGGCGGUACCUGAGGAACGCCUACGCCCGGGACGAGUUCACCAACACGUGCGCGGCCGACAGCGAGAUCGAGCUGGCCUACGCCGACGUGGCCAAGCGCCUGAGCCGGUCCUGAGCGCGGCCCGCCCGCCCGGCACAGCUGCAGAAGGCCUCCACGCCUCCCCCAGGACGCCGGCUGCACAGGCUCCUCUUCCACGUCGCCUCGGGAAAACUUUUCUUUUUUUUUUUAAAUCAGGCCGCAUCUUGCUAGCAUCAUUGGAACCCCAGCUUGCCGUCUUUGACGAAGGUCUGCGCCAUCCCCGUCUGAUCAGGCAGGAAUCUGCAAGCGGAUAUGAUAGAAACGGUCAAGCUCUCAGCCUCCGGAGCUGGGCUGGGUUCAGUGUCUUUGGGGUCAGCGUGGGAGAACCCAUCUCUGGGACUGUCACAGCCCCCUUUUGCCAAUAUCAGAAUAUCUCCUCCGAUGCAUUAGAAACAUGAAACACCUGUGUCCUGGUCCACCCUGCUCGUUGUCAGUAACUCCAAGGUCAAGGCCAAAUGCCAUCUUAGUUCUUGUGAGAAAGAGGUGCAGUGCUGUGUUAGGGCAGACGGCGGGUGGACCUGAAGGAGGGAGCAGGCUGUGGAUCUAGGCAUCGGGCAGACACUCCUUCAGUCACUUGCUACUUCCUGACACUCCUGUCACUUUGCACACUGAAGGCCAGAUUGAAAGCCACUUCAGACGCAGUCUCAGUUUGCUGCAGUGCUGGGCACGGGGAGAUGCUAUCACGUACCUGGUCGAUGCUUACCUCCACUUUUAUCUGUCCUGACUUUGCCUGGAAAGGAAAUUGGCUUGUAAUUCCAAACUGGGGUGACUCAAAAGGGGAGGAGAGUGGUGUUGAUGCCAAAAGGCCCACGGGGGUCUGCCAGCCGCAGGGUUUGCUUGCUUAUGGGUAGUCAUUUUAUGGGAGGUUUCAUGCCUGCGUUUGAUCCUGUUUAUCCACGAGUGAAUUUUGGUCUGUGAGAAAGCAGACGGGAGUGGGAGGUGGAGGGAUGGGUGAGCAUUAUAUAAGUUCUUUCCGAGGCUCUGUGUUCCCUGGGAAUCUUUUAGACAGGUCUUCUCUCCCAUGGUCUAACUAAGUCUUGAACUGGUGAUGUCAUGUGACUACUAACCUUAUAGCAAAAACUCAAGAAUUGGCCAAAAAUGACUUUCCAGGCUCUUCAAGUUGUUCCUGGAUGUGAGUCUGUUAGCUGGGUGCACCCUGAUUCAGCCUCUGACGGGCAAGAAAUACGUUUGGGAGGUGGCAUGAUCAUGGGACACCUUAGGAAGAAAGUCCACAGGGCCUUUCUGACUGGGAAGCCGUGUGGUUUGAACUUGAAGGAAAAAAUAUAUGUGCAUCUGGGUUAAUUUUCCUACCGUCUGACUCAACUGCCAGAUGAAAAACAGGACACUUCUUUUCAGCUAAUCUUUCACUCUUUAGCCCUUCUCCUUGAGUUUCACCUCCUUAAAAGCUCACCCAGCUGGAGCAUGGGACCUGGGCAGGCGAACGAAGAAAAGUGAAUUAGUGAUUAGUUCCUUGUUGCAGUGAACACCCCCUGAGGACAUCCACCCCUGCACCCACUGCCACAGGCCCUCACCUUCAGCAGUCCUUCCUUCUGUGUUGUCUGUUGGUGGAAGGUGAGGCUCUCAAGUGCCCGGAAGCCUCAGGACUUGACUCACUGGUCAGCGAGGGCAGGACGGCACGGAGCUUUUCCAUACAGACAUCAUCGGUUUCUAACCCAAGAAAUCCCUGGACUUCCCUCCGUCCUGAGGUCUCUGGAGGAAAAAGAGACCCACUGAUGAGAACAGAGAGGAGGGAGCAGAUCUCCUUCAGCCCAGGGAGAAAGAGGACAUUUGUCAGUAGGACAUUCUGUGAGCCUGAGACCUUUGAAACGGAGGUGAUUCAUUUCCACCUCUAAGGGGACCUUUCCAUGGGCUCCCUGGAAGCUUUGUCCCUGCCGAUGUUGGAAAAGGGCAACUGGUGAGGAAACAUGCCUUUUAAACUGUAGGGAAAAGCCCCAAACUGGCCUCCUGGGAGACGAAAUCUCGAAUGAUCCCAAAGGCCUUUUAAUUAGUGGGAAAUCCAUUGUCCCAGGAAAUUCUUCCCUGGACUUAACAGCACUGACAUGAUGAUCUAAGGGGCAGUUUAAUUUCCUGAGACCCCCCGGAGGUGCUGAUCUGAGAAGCACAGCCAACCAGCUGCAGAGAGAACAGGAGGACGCCCAGGUGGAGUGGCUCCCCCAUCAUUUGGACACUAAUGAUGCUGACUUGAUGUUCAGAAUUCAGCAAUUGGCGAGUCUUUAACACAGCCUUUAAAAACAAGCCAAAUCGAAGCAAUGUUGUUGGUUCUAUACAUUCCUUCUGUGGUUGACUUACCUGUAUGUAAAUAACAAUACUAAGACACUGGAGUGGGGCUGGGGCAGUUAUAUGAUUAGUUACAACCAUUUAAAAGAGGGAGAGGAGACAGAUGGAAGGCCCUUCUGGGUACUUACCAGAAUAUCUUUCAUUUCAACAAACUAUCAUAUGAUGCAACUGACUGUUAACUUAGAGCUUUAAUAUCUAUGACCAGAUUUAUCAGAGCACUUAAAAAUAAUUAUAAUAUUGCCUUCUGAUUUUUUAAAAGAGAUUUUUCUCCAGAUUCUUCAGCCUCCCUGGGUUUUCGGCCAUUAACCUUGUCAUGUACACAGCAGAUCAUCUCCAGAUAACAGUGUGGAGAGGUCCUUCAGUGUCCCCAGAACCAACUCAGGGAAUAUGGAAGGUCUGCAAUUUGACCCCACACCCCAGAGGGUGAAGACAAGAGGUCACCCUUGUCAUUGGUCUGGAAUGAAUAUUGAGGCCUCAGAAAUAGUUACUCCUGUUGCAUGCCUUCAUUGCCUGACAAUUCAGAACCACAGGCCAUCUUGUUUUCAACAAGGGGUACAGCUCCCUGGCACCAGGCUGCUGAAUUGAAAAGUGAAACACACAUUCCAUCAGGUUAUUUCGCCAGAGGAUCUCAAACCAGUUUCAGCUUCCCAAGAAAUGGCACUGUCUUCAGCGAUCACUUCUCAUGCUAGAGGGGCCAUUGAAGGUCUUGAUUGUUUUGUUGUUGUUGUUGUUGUUGUUAGAGAAAGGCCAUACCAAGAGUGAGGGCUCCUGGGCUGAACCUUCUAGCAUUUGGUCAAGUGAAACAACAGAAGCUUAUCACGGCACCUGUGCCCACUGGCCCCUCUUCAGUAGGACGAUACCACGCAUCUUAGAUUGGUUGCAAAAUGGAUCGUGUCUGGAAUGAACCCUGAAGAUCUGAGAGUCCUAGGAAUCAGCAAGACCUAGACAAAUAGAAUUAAAAGGGGGGCAGAGUCAGGAAGGUGUAGGCCUACUUAGUGAGAGUUUUCCAUCAGAAGACAAAAGUGAGACUUUUUAAAAUAUACAUAUAACAUUAAAAAGAAUCAGAAGCAUUAGAGAAAGAAGUGUGUGUGUGAAGCAUCCUGGUUCUGGUUUUAGGACAGAAGCGGUCACUUCAUUGGCCGUGGGGCCUUUCUGGCACACAAGGGCCACUGUCUUCUGUCCACUGGUCUUUGCCUUUAACCUAGACGACACGUGCCCUCCCGUGAGUGCACGUUCCUCUCCCUGUGUCAAUACUCUCCUCCCAGCUCAGUUUCAGGGCACUUUGAUUUCAUAAUUAGUUAUGAGCCAAAGUGUGCAUCAUCUUAAUGUUACUUAAGGAAAUGGAUCCAAUGUUCCCCUCCCCAACCAAAAAUAAAAUUUUAAGUUGCCUCAUUAUAGGGUUGGGCUAAUCAGUGUCUCUAUAAAAGCUGUCUUUUUUUUGGCAAAAUAAAAUUUUAAGGAUCCAAUCAUCUAUGGUAUUUUAUGCAUCAUUAGAGAUUUUGCAACACUGACUAUGCAUAUAUUUACAAUACAAAAUAUCCAGCUGAUGUUUGAAUUUGUCUUAGCUUUCCUGACCACCUGGCUGUCCCAUUUUAUAAACUGGGGAGCUACCUAAUUUGGCAAAAGAAGCCUUAAAAGAUCAAGCAUUUCAUCUUAUAAAGACGCUCCAAAGGAUGGUAACUUGAUUUUCUCAAGACCUUCAAUUGUGGCGAACAAGUAACAGGACUUGCUUUCAAGCCUUAAUAAUCUAAGAUGCCUUUUAAUGAAGACAUUGCUGUGUUUUCCUCAUGAAUCUGAACCAGUUAUAAAUUUGUUUCCCAACCUUGAUUGGUAUUGACUGAUUCAAAUAAAGUUGGUUUAUUUUCAAAUAUUA
Vicugna pacos (alpaca) is the source of this 6519-nucleotide messenger RNA. The record is from RefSeq and is a predicted model, not a curated record. Lineage: Eukaryota; Metazoa; Chordata; Mammalia; Artiodactyla; Camelidae.